AUGACGGCAAUUAGGAAAAGCCGAGAGGACCCUAACGACCUGAAAGGAACGCAGAUGCCAUCCAUAACAACACCUAAAAACAUCACCAAGAUCGGAUGUUGGAACGUAAGAACAAUGUUCCAGAUUGGAAAAACAGCGUACAUUGUAAGAGAGUUGAACAGAUAUAAGUUGGACAUAAUGGGACUGAGCGAAGUGAGAUGGACAGGUUUUGGUGAACUUAAGACAACCUCUGGAGAGACGAUCUUCCCAACAAACGAAGCAGAAGAAGCGGAUAAGGACACCUUCUACCAACAGCUUCAAAGAGAGAUUUCAAAAGUGCCAAAACAUGACAUACUGAUGGUAAUGGGUGAUGCAAAUGCAAAAGUGGGAAAGUUAAAUGAAGGAUGGGAAAGAGUCAUAGGACAAGAGGGCAUUAGGACUAUGAAUGAAAACAGCACGAGGUUAGCAGAAAUGUGCGCUCUUAAUAACUUAAUCAUCCGUGGAACCCUCUUUAAGCACCUCGACAUACACAAGUUUACAUGGGAGUCACCUACUGGAAGAGAUAGGAACCAAAUUGGCCAUGUAAUGGUGAACGGCAGAUACAAGAAGUCUGUAUGUGAUGUAAGAGUUAUGCUUGGUGCCAAUUCAGAUCACCAUCUAGUACUGGCUAAAGUAAAGAUGAAGCUCUGA
Saccostrea cuccullata (small rock oyster) is the source of this 669-nucleotide messenger RNA. RefSeq names its product craniofacial development protein 2-like. The transcript is spliced from 2 exons. Gene Ontology annotation, cellular component: nucleus. The record is from RefSeq and is a predicted model, not a curated record. NCBI's taxonomy places the organism in Eukaryota, Metazoa, Mollusca, Bivalvia, Ostreida, Ostreidae. The coding region runs from base 1 to 669 and encodes 222 amino acids. Gene Ontology annotation, biological process: chromatin remodeling.